AUGAAGUUAGAGCUUACCAGACUAAGAUCAAAAUAUGGUAAUGAAACAACAAAUACUACAACGCAAACGACGAAAGCUGACAGAAAGAUUGAUGACACUCCUACUCCAACUCCUGCAAUGGCGAACAUCACAACAAUUGCUCCAAGAGUUCCAACAGGAGAAGGUAUAUCAGGAAAUGUUUCAACUACUCAUAACAUUACUGAAGCAGCUAAUGUUUCAGCAGUUGAGCAACCUGUUGUUAAUGUAACUCAGGAAAACGCUACUGAAACAUCAACACCAAGACAGGAUGUAAAUAAUGAACGUCCAGAAGUUAAGGAGGUUGCAAAAGCAUACCUGGAGAAAAAUACUACACAAGUUCUUGAAGCAGAAAAGCAUCUCAAUUCAGACAAAACACCAUCUCCAACUCCUGAAGCAUCA
Molecule: messenger RNA, 417 nt
Organism: Trichomonas vaginalis G3
Lineage: Eukaryota; Parabasalia; Trichomonadida; Trichomonadidae
Product: microtubule-associated protein family
Exons: 1
Source: RefSeq, a predicted model, not a curated record